AAGUACAGUUGUACAGUUUAUCGACCUUAUUAAUAGGAGAUAAUUUGCAUUGAACAUUGGCACCAAAAAAAUAAUUGAUAAGAUCACAGUAAUAAUGUCUCAUACUAUUCACUUUCCAUUCCUAACCACUUCUUCUUCUCCUCCUCUUCCUUCUACCUCCACCCACUCCUCAACCCUAUUGCCCGUUGGUACUAAACACCAUGCACAAUCAAAAGCUUCCGAACACUUUCAGUACCAGCCUACAAUUUGGGAUUAUAAGCAUUUUGUUGAAUCACCCAACACUAACAACUCGUGCAAAACAGAUACGGGACUAUUGGUGGAGAAAGAAAAACAAGUGAAGGUUAUUCUUAAGGAGGCCGUAAAACCACUAGAAAUGCUUGAGCUAAUCGAUGUCAUUCAAAGUCUCGGAAUGAGUAACCUUUUUGAGGAAGACAUCCACAAAAUCUUAGAGAACGUGUACCAUGACAAUGCCUGGAAUUCGAAAGAUAACUUAUAUGCAACUUCUCUCAGGCUUAAGCUUCUUAGGCAGUAUGGUUUUCAUGAACCUCUAGAUGUUUUUGAUAAAUUUAAAGACGCGAAAGGCGGGUUCAAGGAAUCAAUUAAGGACGAUACUAAGGGAAUGCUGAGUUUAUUUGAAGCAGCACAUCUUGUUUUGGAAGGAGAAAGCAUCUUAACUGAAGCCGUACUCUUCACAAGAAGACAUCUAUUAGACAAUGAAAGCAACAACAACAAUGUUAACAUUAACCUAACAAAACAAGUCCGUCGCUCCUUGGAGACACCAUUUCAUUGGAGAGUUCAAAGAUUAGAAGCUAAGACUUUCAUUGAGGCAUAUGAAUCUCAAAAUGAUAUGAAUCCUCUUCUUCUUGAAUUUGCUAAAUUGAAUUUCAACAUGGUUCAGGCUCAACACAAGAUGGAACUCAAGCAUAUAGCAAGAUGGUGGAACAACAUGGGGAUUGCAGAGAAAAUGAAUUUUGCUAGAGACCGAAUAGUUGAGUGCUUCCUAUCAAGUAUUGGGUUUUGUUGGGAGCCACGAUAUAAACGUUGCAGAGAAUGGCUCACCAAAAUCCUAAGCUUUGCUCUCGUAAUUGAUGACAUCUAUGAUUCUUAUGGAUCAUUAGAAGAACUUGAAUUAUUUACGGAUGCUAUUGAAAGGUGGGAUUGCAAAGCCGUGGAAAAACUCCCAUAUUACAUGAAGAUAUGUUUCUUAGCCCUCUAUAACACCGUCAAUGAAAUGGCAUUCCAGAUACUUGUUGAGCAAAAAUUUGACAUUUUACCGCACUUAACAAAAUCGUUGGCCAAUUCGGUGAAGGCAAUGUUAACAGAAACGAAAUGGUGCCAUAAGGGAUGCAUGCCAACUUUUAUGGAAUACCAGCACAAUGGCUCGGUUUCAUCCGUCGGAUAUGUGUUCUUGGUGAUUGCCUUUUUUGCUACUAAUCAAAAUAUUAAUGAUGGUGUGUUACAUGCCUUCGAAAACGAUCACCCUCUUCUCUACUCUUCAUGUUUAGUGUGCCGACUUUCGAAUGAUCUUGCAACCUCAUCGGCGGAGCUAAAAAGAGGUGAAGUUGCAUCCUCCAUAUACUGUUAUAUGCAAGAAACAAACGUCUCCGAAAACGAUGCUCGUGAACACAUAAAAGGCAUAAUCAUGGAAACGUGGAAAGAGAUGAACCGAUUCCUCUUUGAUUCAUCUCCAUUUGAUCGUUCAUUCGUCAACUUGGUUCUAAAUUUUGCAAGAACAUCUUUGUUUAUGUACCAAUGCGGCGAUGGGCUUGGAGCAGAGCAUUCAAAGAGCAUAGAGCAUGUUCAGUCUUUGAUAGUUAACCCAAUUCCCAUUGAUGAACCUACCCAUAAAGACUCAUCUUUAUCCGAUGUGCAAUGUUAGGCUGUCCCCUUUUGCGUGUGCGUGUGCCAUUUAUAAAUCAAGAGUUAUAAUUUACAAAGAAAGAGCAUUUGUUUGUUAAAUUCUGUAAACAGAUGGUUGAUGAUCAAGAUACAAAAGUGUAAGGAUGCUACUUCGUAUCGCAGACCAUACUUGGUAAGCGUUCACUGCUAAAAAUUGCAGCAUUAAAGCGUAAGAGCUCUUUUGUAAUUUCUAAUGCAAUAAUACAAGCGAAUUUUACCAUUUCA
Messenger RNA from Papaver somniferum (opium poppy), 2124 nucleotides. RefSeq names its product (-)-alpha-terpineol synthase-like. Gene Ontology annotation, biological process: diterpenoid biosynthetic process. Gene Ontology annotation, molecular function: terpene synthase activity; magnesium ion binding. The record is from RefSeq and is a predicted model, not a curated record. The transcript is spliced from 7 exons. Lineage: Eukaryota; Viridiplantae; Streptophyta; Magnoliopsida; Ranunculales; Papaveraceae. Bases 95 to 1879 code for a protein of 594 amino acids.